Messenger RNA from Closterium sp. Naga37s-1, 217 nucleotides. The record is from the annotation of a GenBank genome assembly. NCBI's taxonomy places the organism in Eukaryota, Viridiplantae, Streptophyta, Zygnematophyceae, Desmidiales, Closteriaceae.
CGGGCGCACGGGAGCAGCUGUGGGCGACUGGCCAUGGCGGCUGCAACAUUUACUGCCCACCUGAAGCAUCACUUGGCCGCUUGCAGCAACAUCGGGCCUGCUGCAGCAGAUGGCGGCAGAAGCACUCUGCACCAGCACUCUGCCUGCAGCUCCCCUUGACGCCCUUAACCAGAAGCUAUGCGGCCUGCAGCAACUGUUGUGGCUCCAGCAUGUCUUG